UAGACUGGAAUGAGAUUCAUAAUUUCAUUUCAUUUCCAUUCUUUGUGCACAGCUAAAGAAAAUAUAGAAAAUGGAAGAGGGGCUUCUUCGAUCACAAGAAAGAGAUCAUAAUAAUGAUUUGAAAGGGAGGAUUUGGGAAGAAAAUAAGAAAAUAUGGAAGGUUGGAUUUCCUUCUACAUUAGCAAGAGUAACACAAUUUGGAAUGUUUGUAGUAACACAAGCAUUCAUUGGACACGUUGGGGAACUGCAACUUGCUGGCUAUGCACUCAUCCAGAUCAUCACCGUUCGAUUUGCAAAUGGGAUACUGCUAGGAAUGUCAAGCGCCACAGAGACUCUAUGUGGACAAGCAUUUGGAGCAAGACAGUACCACAUGAUGGGUAUCUACUUGCAAAGAUCAUGCAUCAUCAAUGUUGUUACUGCGACGAUUUUGCUUCCCGUCUUCAUAUUCUCAGGGAAAAUCUUCAGGCUACUGGGUGAGGAAGAAGGAAUUGCCAAUACUGCUGGAUAUAUCUCUCUGUGGUUCAUCCCUAUGCUCUAUUUCUUUUCCCUAGCUUUUGCCAUCCAAAAGUACUUGCAAACUCAGCUCAAAAACAUGAUUGUUGGGUGGGUUUCCGCUGCCUCGUUUGUGCUGCAUGUGCUCUUGUCAUGGCUUUUUGUGAGCAAGCUCAACUGGGGAAUUCCUGGAGCUAUGAGUGCUAUGAGUAUUUCAAGUUGGUUGAUCGUAAUUGGACUGCUAGUUUAUGUCUUUGGUGGCUGGUGUCCUGAUACUUGGAGAGGAUUCACUUUAGCUGCCUUCUCCGAUUUAAUUCCUGUCAUAAAGCUCUCAAUUUCCUCAGGCUUGAUGCUUUGCUUAGAGUUAUGGUACACUGCUUCUUUAGUCCUGUUGGCAGGGUACAUGAAAGAUGCGACCACUCAAGUAUCUGCCCUGUCCAUUUGCCUUAAUAUCACAGCUUGGGAACUUAUGCUCUUUGUUGGAUUCCUGACUUCCUCCAGUGUGCGAGUUUCAAAUGAACUGGGAAGAGGGGAUGCUAAAGCUGCAAAAUUUUCUGUUAAAGUCAUCUUCUUCACUUCAGUCUGCAUCGGAGUCUUAUUUUUCAUAGUAUGUUUAGCAUUAGAUAGACAAAUUGCUAAAAUAUUCACCAAUGAGCAACAAGUAAUUAAAGCUGUGUCCAGUCUUUCUCUCCUAGUUGCCUUCUCAGUUCUGCUUAAUAGCUUUCAGGCAGUACUUACAGGAGUGGCAGUAGGAGCUGGUAGACAGAGUAUGGUUGCAUACAUUAACAUCAGCUGCUAUUACAUCAUUGGGGUGCCAAUUGGAGUCAUUCUUGGAUAUGUGUUUCAUCUGGAAAUUAAGGGUAUAUGGAUUGGAAUGACAAUUGGAGUUGUAAUGCAAGUCACAGUACUUGGCUACAUUACAUCAACAACUAAUUGGGAUGAACAGGUGAGAAAAGCAUCGGAACGUCUUGAUCGUUGGCUCUUGAGGCAUUCAGAAGAAUCAAGUAAUGGAAAUUCCAUUAGAGAGAGAUUGAAGAGCUAACAUCUAUUGUUUGUUCCAUAUAUAGUGAAUAUAGGAAUGUAUAUGGGAUUACCUAAUUUGUUUAUGAAGUUUUAAUUGUAAAUUAAUUACAAGUAUUUAAUCUAUCAACGACAACCACCGUAUGAGCCUCCUUCCCUGUUGUUAUAGGCGGCGGCAGAUCAAAAGCUUCUCCUUCCAACGUUAAGGUCUCAGAGUUAUGGAUUUGGGCUUAUAGACUUGGGCCUUUAUUGUUUAUUUUUAUGGGCAUAGUAGUACUUUUUUUUA
Molecule: messenger RNA, 1798 nt
Organism: Manihot esculenta (cassava)
Lineage: Eukaryota; Viridiplantae; Streptophyta; Magnoliopsida; Malpighiales; Euphorbiaceae
Product: protein DETOXIFICATION 24
Exons: 8
Coding region: 71-1534 (487 amino acids)
Biological process (GO): xenobiotic detoxification by transmembrane export across the plasma membrane
Cellular component (GO): membrane
Molecular function (GO): xenobiotic transmembrane transporter activity; antiporter activity
Source: RefSeq, a predicted model, not a curated record